Messenger RNA from Mya arenaria, 2835 nucleotides. RefSeq lists its product as uncharacterized. The record is from RefSeq and is a predicted model, not a curated record. Bases 175 to 2238 code for a protein of 687 amino acids. The transcript is spliced from 2 exons. NCBI's taxonomy places the organism in Eukaryota, Metazoa, Mollusca, Bivalvia, Myida, Myidae.
AUGUUUACCCACGCUGUGUAGAGAGCUGAUUGUAUGCCGGGUAGUAUCCCAGUGCGAUUAACGUUGAUGAUCAGAUUAUAGUGUUGAUAUUCUACGUUUUGGGGUGAUGGAAGUGCUAAUUUUCGUUCAGUCGUGUGAUGGUGUGUUCGUUUGAUCCGUGGAUUUGAUGGACCAAUGCGUCUCCCGGUAUUCGUCCGUCGGAGGGCUUUUUUGAGCGGAUGUGACCAUAAAUUCCCGCUUGUAAUGGCGCCCGCGGGUAUCCUGGGCAACUGCUGGCGGAUGAUGUUCUCCUACCGAAAGCGUGACCGCCGGAAGAGCAUGGUAGCGGUGCUGGUGUCCGUGGUGGUUACCUACUAUUUGUACACGACCCUCACUAUGCCCGUUCGCUUCCUGUUUAUUAACGAGAACGUGAACGCGCAGUGCAUCAUCCCGGAUCUCGACCCCUUCGACAAGUCCAUCAUGCAGUAUGUGUGGAGCCCUGACCCAAUACGAUGUGACCCCGCCCCGGACCUGCUCUACGUGGACAAGCUAGGGCUUGUAGUGUUUAAUACUACCGCAUUUAAGUACUUUGGCGAUACUUCAUAUUCCUGCAGCUAUGCAAAACUUGAAAGGCCGAUGGGCGAUGAUGAUAGUGUGACACUUGGUAAAGAAAUAUUCUUUGAACCGCCGUUUCAAGUCCCUUGCGAUUUCUUUCGGCUACGGUGUUAUACAUCUCAAAGAAGAAAGAAAGUGUUUGACACCCUUCAAGAGAGUGUUUAUGUGACGGAAGAUAUCGUUCGUUCCAAGCACAAGGAACAAUCGAGCCAGUAUAGUGUGCUUAUGUUCGGUAUUGAUUCUACUUCCCGGUUGUCUGCAAUCAGAAAACUGCCAAAGACUUAUGAAUACUUAACGAAACACUUAGGUGCUCAUGUAUUUAAAGGUUAUAUGAAGGUUGGAGACAAUACGUUUCCUAACCUUGUCCCCAUACUGACAGGGAAACGGCCUUGGACAGAUGAUCUCCCGAACCCGGAAGGGGGGAAAUACGAUGUCAACCCCUUCCCAUUUAUUUGGCAGAACUUUUCUCGCAAACAUUACGCAACAUUUUUUGCCGAGGAUUAUCCAAUUCUUGCCACAUUCAACACGGAAGGAAAGGGCUUCAAAUCUCCACCCACAGAUCACUAUAUGCGUCCAUGGAUGUUGGGUCUGAAAGAAAUAGGUUUCGCAUCAGAGGUGCUCAAAUCGGUUCUUUUGCCGUUUGAGUAUAACAAUAUUAACCUUAAAGGAACAUCGUCAUUGUGUUAUGGGAACAAACCAAUAUUUAAACAUUUAAUUAAUUACUAUAAACGAUUUGUCACACUGUACAAAUCUAGACUCAAAUUUAGUUUUUCAUGGCUGGUGCAAAUUUGCCAUGAGUUUAUUAAUUAUCUUGAACUUGGGGAUGAUGACUUUUAUGAGUUCUUUAAGUUUUUAAAAGAAGAUGGUCACCUUGACAACGCUUUCUUAAUUUUCGUUAGUGACCAUGGCUCUAGAAUAGAUGAUAUAAGGAACACAUUCGUGGGCAGGAUAGAAGAACGCAUGCCGCUGCUGUCCAUUGUGCCGCCUAGUUCAUUUCUCAGCAAGUAUUCACACAUUGCACGUAACAUGCAGCAAAAUACAGAUCGCUUGCUAUCCAACUUUGAUCUCUAUCAAACAUUAAAUGAUAUUCUCACCGAGAGCUUUGACCAAAAACUUACUUACGAUGAAAAUAAGCGAGGAACAAGUUUGUUCCGGUCUAUUCCGGAAACACGGACAUGCGCAGACGCGUCUAUUCCGGAGCACUAUUGCGCAUGCUACGGAUCUAAUCAAAUACCCGCAGAGAGCCCAAUCUCUGUCAAAGCUGCUAACUAUGCGGUAUCACAUUUGAAUCGCCUAUUGCGACAUUACAGUUCGAUUUGUGCUCAAUUAAGUCUCCGUAAAAUACACGAGAGCCACCAGAUAUCCCUCGGUCUCUCAGUGCACGGCGAGGAGGAGUCGCGCUGGACAAUUUACAAGUUUUUCUCAAAACCUGAGCCCGAAAAACAUAAACGUCUUCUGGUGAUAUUCGAGACAAGCCCAGGCGGGGCUAUGUUUGAAGCCACUGUUGAUGUCAACUCUGAAACGGGAAUGUCCAUCACAGACGACGUCAGUCGGACAAAUAAAUACGGCAAUACGUCAAUAUGCGUUCCCGAGAAGCCACUACGGCGAUACUGCUUUUGUAAAUCAAAUCUGAAAGACAAGUGAAUCUGUACAACUUAACAGCGAAACCUGAACGAGAAACCAAACCAAAGUCACGUUCUUACAAGGGCAUUGACAUUUACUUCACGUCAAUAAUUUUAUAUAGCAUAAACAUAUUUACAUUAGCCAUAAGGAUUUCAUAGGAUCCUACAACUUUUAAUCAAUGCUAAACAAUACUGUUAUUUUGUAUUUGAAGAAAGCCUAUUUGUAUUGUAGCAUUACUUCUUUAUUCACACAAACGCGGUGGUUGUAAGAGUGUUUGCAUUCCGGCUUACAAUGAAACUGAGAAAUUGUUUAAAUGCUUCUUCACAUAGUUGAUUACGUUUGCCCUCGCUGAGAUUUUUACUAUGACUUGUUGUUAGUUCUUGUGUAACUUCUUAAUUAUUCAUCACCUGUUAGGAUAGUUAUAAUGUUUCCAAAUCUGUAAAGUGACAAUGGUGACAAAUGUUAUUGAGAUUUUCAGCCAUAUUUUUUACAUUAUCUGAAAACGCCAUUUUUAAGCAUUAAUAUUUUUAGUAUUAUGCAUUUUUGUGCCUUUUGCACCUACGGUAUAUGUGUUUUUGUGUCGUAGUUAAAUUAGAUGCAUAAAUUUCAAAAUUUUAA